Gigantopelta aegis is the source of this 674-nucleotide messenger RNA. RefSeq lists its product as uncharacterized. The record is from RefSeq and is a predicted model, not a curated record. The coding region runs from base 19 to 492 and encodes 157 amino acids. The transcript is spliced from 4 exons. NCBI's taxonomy places the organism in Eukaryota, Metazoa, Mollusca, Gastropoda, Neomphalida, Peltospiridae.
UGAGCAUUUCUAAUUUAGAUGACGAAAGAAACACUGAAAGACAUGGACGGCCACAGGUAUGACUUUGUUAAAAUAAGAAACGGAGAGGAGAUCAUUUCCAGAGAUGGCCAGCUCGACGAAAUCGCCGUACCACUGAAAGAACAGGGCGUGUGGAUUGUAAUAAAGGAAGAUAACCCGGACGUAUGUUUCGUCGUCGAUAUGACAGACGAGGAUCCAAAUGAUAGACCGUCGGACGGACAGUUCAAGUUGCUGCAUUACGAUGCUAAAGUUGUACAAGACGUCCACCCCGACAUCAAACGAACUUGCGAGGAAUAUGGCAGAGAGGGAAGGACCAUCGUAGAAGUGGGACCAAAAGAAGACAGCAAACCUCUUCCACCUGCUAUCCCUUUCUUCCAAGGUUACCACAGUGGAAGAAUUGUAAAACGGCGCAUUCGAAUAACUAUAAUAAUAGGUCGACUUAAAAUCGUUAUUGAAUUUGGAAGGGGCCGAUAGACUGCACAUGACUGACAGUAAACAGUAGGCCUGCCACUUUGGAGACAAAUUUAAUUAAACUGUAAGAACAAAUGUAUUCUGAAAAUUGUCCAUCAUAUUGUUUCACAGUAAUAAUAGUAUGUAAUAAAUAACAAAUUCAAUAUGUGUAAGCAUAUUUGCUAAUAAAAUUAAAACAAAAUCAG